Molecule: messenger RNA, 4036 nt
Organism: Colias croceus (clouded yellow)
Lineage: Eukaryota; Metazoa; Arthropoda; Insecta; Lepidoptera; Pieridae
Exons: 2
Coding region: 435-1544 (369 amino acids)
Biological process (GO): proteolysis
Molecular function (GO): aspartic-type endopeptidase activity
Source: RefSeq, a predicted model, not a curated record
CUUCUAAAUUGGACAAAUGUACUCUUGUUAAGUGGGAAGAGUAUCGAAAUACUAUUGAUGACAUUCCAACUUUGAAACAAUUUCAAAGAUUUUUAAUCAACCGUGCAGAUGUGUUAGAAUCUUUAAAUCGCAAUAAGGUUGGCACUUAUAAUGAAUCACAAAAUAAUUCCAAAUUACAAUUCACGCCACGUCUCUCACAACUAAAUUCACAAAAAAAUAAUCAAUCUGAUAAAAAGAAAAUUACUAAUUCAUUUUCUACAUCUAAUCAAAAUCAAUUAAAAGUUUAUCUUUGCAUAAUUUGUAACGGAAAUCACAGAAUUUAUGACUGUCCUACAUUUAAGUCUAAAAACAUUCAAGAUAGGCUGUCGUAUGUAAAUAAAUAUAAAUUAUGUCGAAAUUGCCUCAGACAAGGGCAUCCUGUCAGUGACUGCCGCAUGGGUUCAUGUCGACAAUGCCAGCAAAAACACAACACUCUCCUCCAUAAUUCUAAUGAUGACGUCACUGCCAACUUCAGCACAGAUGAGCAAGUUGAACCAAACGAAUCUGUAGCAGCCUUUUCUAGACAAAUGUCCAAGCAUGUUCUCCUAUCUACAGCAUUGAUAGAAGUUUUUAACCCUAUUAAUAAGCAGGUAGAAAAGGUUCGCGCUCUCUUGGAUUGUGGCAGCCAGUCUUCAUUUAUCACUAAAUCCCUGCAACGGAGAAUGUCACUAAGAACUUGCCCAUUGCAGGCAAUAAAUGUCAUUGGGAUUGGCAAUGAUUCUUCUAAUACAGUGUACGAAGGCUGUCUCACUCAAAUAAAAUCUCUAAAUAGCAACUACAGCGUUACUCUUUCAUGUCUUGUUCUCAACGAAUUGACGGGCCGCUUACCUAAGACCCCAGUUGAUAUUCAAGCUCUCAAAAUACCUAAUUCUAUUACUUUGGCGGACCCUGAGUUCUACAAGCCAGCUCCGAUUGAAGUUUUAAUUGGAGCAGAUAUCUUCUGGGACAUUCUAAACAGCGAACAGCUUUCUUUAGGUCCUAAUAAUCCUAAAUUGCAAAAUUCUAAAUUCGGCUGGAUAAUAGCUGGCCCAAUCAACAAUUAUUUUAGCAAAGAAAUUCAUUGCAAUCAUUCCGGAAUUGCAAACCCUACAUGUAACGAAACUCACAAAAUGCUCACAAAAUUCUGGGAGCUUGAAGAGCUUCCCCCAAAAACUUUUCGAAGUCAAAAUGACAUAGCAUGCGAAAAACACUUUCUAAAUACCACCACUCGCAUAGAAAGCGGCAGAUUCUGUGUGAAGUUACCUCUAAAGGACUCACCUGACUGCCUCGGCGAUUCAUACUCUCAAGCUAAAAAACGAUUCCUAAAUCUUGAGAAAAGACUUAGACGAAAUAAAGAACUAAAAUCGAAAUACGUUGAAUUCAUUCGUGAAUACGCUGAUAUGGGCCAUCUAUCUGAAUCACCUACUCUUAUUCCAAAUCCAUCAUAUUUUUUGUGUUGUGGUUGGACAGGAAUGUGGGGACGAAAUAAUCAAAAACAUCAUUCAGCACGACUUUUAUGUCGAUGAUCUAAUCACCGGCUGUGAUGAUGAAGAUCAACUUAAAUACGUUCAAAAUUCAGUUUCAAAUGCUCUAAAUUCAGCUUGUUUUCCUCUACGAAAGUAUAAAACUAAUUCAAAAAAACUUGUUUCAAAGUUUACACGAAAUUAAUUUAGAACAUUUGACAAUCAGUGAGUCGUCGAGCACUCUCGGACUUUGUUGGGAUCCAUCAAGGGAUCCAUCGAAGGAUGUUUUUAAUUUUCUCAUCGAAAUUUCACUUCAUAGUGACAAAAUCACAAAGAGACUUAUCCUCUCAAGUUCAUUUCGAAUCUUCGAUACUUUAGGUUUCUUGAGCCCGUGCAUUAUUCAACCAAAGAUUUUGCUCCAAAAAUUGUGGCUCAAGGGUGUUGAGUGGGAUGGACCUGUGUCGAAGAAGACUUACCUGAAGUCAAGGUUCAUACAGCCGUCGAAUCUGAAAUUAAUUUUGAUUUAAAAAAAUAUUCUAAAUUUACAAAACUUCAAAGAACUUUUAGUUACAUUUUACGAUUUUUCCACAACUCUAAAAAACAAAAUAAUAAUAAUAAACUUACCGGCAUUUUAUCAAUUGACGAAUUAAAUAAUUCUUUUAAUUUUAUUUGCAUGCUGUCUCAAAAACAAACUUUUACUUAUGAAUUUGAUAAGUUGUCAAAUAGUAAACCUUUAAGCCCAAAUUCAAAUAUUUUAUCGUUAUCUCCAUUUUUUGAUCAUCAAGCGAAUCUUAUAAGAGUCGGUGGCAGGCUCAGUUCAUCUGAAUAUAAAUUUGAAAAGAAGCAUCCCAUUCUUCUAAAUUCAACGCAUCAUGUGACGAAGCUUCUAUUUGAACGCGAACACGUUCGAUCUCUGCAUGCAGGACUGCAACUUCUGUUGUCGAUUAUCCGCGAGUCUGUUUGGCCUGUCAAUGGCAGAAAACUAGCUAGGCGCGUAGUCAAAAACUGCGUUAGCUGCACACGUCUUCGUGGUCAGACCUAUAAUCCAAAAAUGGCUGACUUACCUGCAAAUCGCGUCAACGUUGACUUUCCCUUCAAGUCUGUUGGAGUAGACUAUGCGGGCCCUUUCUUCAUUCUAAAUCGUAAAGGACGCGGUGCUAGAGUAGUUAAGUGCUACUUAUGUCUGUUUGUGUGUUUGCGCUUCAAAUGCAUUCACUUAGAGGUCGUAUCUGAUUUGACAAAAGACGCUUAUAUUAUGACACUUCGCAGAUUUGUGGCACGCCGUGGAAAGCCAACCGAAAUAUUUUCCGACAACGGUAAAAUUUUUGUUGCUGCCGCGAAAGAACUAAAUAAUUUUCUAAAGGCUAAUCAAGAACCUCUGUCUGAGUUUGCUGCUCAGGAGGGAAUAAAAUUUUCUUUUAUCCCCGCUUACGCUCCUCACUUUGGUGGAAUAUGGGAGGCCGGGGUUAAGUCCGCUAAACAUCAUAUAAAGCGAGUCAUGGGCAAUACCCAUCUUACGUUUGAAGAGCUUUCGACAUUGUUUGCUCAAGUUGAGGCUAUUCUCAAUAGCCGUCCUCUAUGUCCCAUGUCAUCUUCCCCGAAUGACUUCCUAUCCUUGUCCCCAGGGCACUUUUUAAUUGGAAGACCAUUGAAUGCACUACCGGCUCCUUCAUUGGAUGACGCUAAAGAGAGCUCCCUGGAUAGAUAUGGCAGACUUGAACAAAUCCGCCAACACUUCUGGAAGAGAUAGCAGAAAGAGUAUAUAUCAGAAAUGCAACUACGAACAAAAUGGAAGGUUGACAAAUCAAAAAUAAACAUUGGAGACCUCGUACUGCUUCAAGAGGAUAAUUCUCCACCACUUUGUUGGCGCAUGGGUCGUAUUGUACGAUUAUUCCAUGGAACUGACGGCGUUUGUCGAGUUGCGGACGUCGAAACUACAAGAGGCUGCGUUCGAAGACCUUUGGUUCGACUAUGUCCUCUGCCCACUUCUGAAGACCUUCAAGCUUGAAAAUCUACGCUUUUCACCGGGGGGAGGAUUAUGUCUACGCCUGUUAAUUUAUAAUAGCAAUCGCGCACCCACCAUCAUAGAUUAUCAUUUUUAUUUUUAUUUUAUUAUAUCGGGUAGAAUGUAUUUUUUUCACUUAUCUAAAAAUCUUUGUACAAAGGUGUGUCGGUCUCGAAAAUAAAUUGUUUUUAAAAGGAAUAUUGAGUUUCCCUAAAGAAAUUCCAGUUCCCAAGCCUAAAGCGGGAACAGUAUACAAUUCCUUGAUUUCAUACAUUUCCGGUAACAUAUACAUAAACAUAAUGAGUAGUUAGGUAGGUACAUAUUUAAAUUUCAAGUUUAGUAUGACAACUAUAUUAGAUUAUUUUUCCGACCCAAAUAUCGACCAAUAGAAUUGCACCAUUCGACGUCACGUGGUACAACCUACAUGGUAGUAUCAUUGGGUAGUAUACUGAUAAUUUUUUGAAAAUUUUCUCUGGUCGUUGACGUCAAACUGACAGGUUGAAUUCAAUUGUGAAAUUAUUGGCCGACAUUUGGGACGGAAAAAUAAUCC